AUGCCCCCUCGCCAGGCCAAGAAGACACCCACCACCUCCAGGCGCCACAAGAAACCAUCCAGACCGCACCUCAACCUGCGCACGACCGAAGGCACGUCGCGCGGCAUGCCGGCGCCCCCGCAGACCCCGCCGACACUCCCCAUCACCCCGACGACGCAAGACUCGUCCUCCGUGUCGUUUACGCUGCCGAGUCCCGCCUCCGGACCGACCCAAGCUACGUCGAGCUCGCUCUCCAGGUCCCUCAAGCGUCCUCGACCCGAUACGCCGUACCCUGCCCGCGGCGGGCGUGCGCGCUCCACCGACGACUCGCUCACCCCGCCCCCGGCGAGCACGGACUCGCCCCCUCCCAGCGUAGGCGCGAACAGCGGGGCCGACACUGCUGCCAACUCGAACAAGCGGCCACGGGUCGACACGGGCAUGCCUCCGCCGCGCAACCAGGUGUCUGUCCCCGUGCCAGCCCUCGUUGACGACCUGUUCUCCCCACAACUGCAUGCUCCGCAUGCUCCGCCACUUCCGCCGCCCACAGCAUCAGGAGCGCAGUGGACGAACACCGAGCACGUCGGCUUGUUCCGCCACGUCUCGGCGCACGGGGCCACGCGGUGGGGCGACGCCGUUCCGGGCAAGACGGCGAGCGAGAGUGAAGCCGCGUGGCGGGACACGGUCGAGCCGUUCAUUGUUGCGCAGCUCCUCAGCAAGGGUGGUCCCGGAAAGGAGUGA
Molecule: messenger RNA, 717 nt
Organism: Apiotrichum porosum
Lineage: Eukaryota; Fungi; Basidiomycota; Tremellomycetes; Trichosporonales; Trichosporonaceae
Exons: 2
Coding region: 1-717 (238 amino acids)
Source: RefSeq, a predicted model, not a curated record